Rhincodon typus (whale shark) is the source of this 4055-nucleotide messenger RNA. RefSeq names its product rhomboid domain containing 2 (gene rhbdd2). The transcript has 4 exons. NCBI's taxonomy places the organism in Eukaryota, Metazoa, Chordata, Chondrichthyes, Orectolobiformes, Rhincodontidae. Gene Ontology annotation, cellular component: membrane. Gene Ontology annotation, molecular function: serine-type endopeptidase activity. Bases 157 to 1557 code for a protein of 466 amino acids. The record is from RefSeq and is a predicted model, not a curated record.
GCCGGGCUGUAAAUUAGUGCUCGCCUGCCGCCGGAGGCAGCGCCCGCUACCAGCUCUGCCCUGCCCGACCCGGCCCGCCGCUGCCGCCGCCUCUUCCUCCUCUUCCUCCUCUUCCUCCUCUUCGUCUUCGCACCGAAUCUCCGGAGCCAGCGGGCCAUGGCGGACAGGAGCGAGGUGCAAUCUCCUCAUGCUCCUGGCCAUCAUCACCACCACCACCACCACCACCAUCAUCACCAACAACAGCAGCAGCUGCAGCAGCUACAGCAACAGCAGCAGCAGCAGCUACAGCAACAGCAACAGCAGCAUGCUCCACCGCCCAGCCUGGUGCGGAUGGUGAAGUCGGUGAUCCCCGUGCUGCCCUGUGCCACCGUCUCCACAGCCCUGCUCGGGUGGAUCAUGUUCUACCUGACCUGCAGGUACAAGAUGUUCGAUGAGCACACCUUCACCCUGGGCCACUUCACCAGCCGCUUGCAAGUGUACAAGUUGUUUAGUUAUGUGUUCAUCCAUAAGAGUAUGAGCGCGCUGGUGUGCAAUGUUCUUAUGCUGUGGUAUUUCGGUGGUGCUAUGGAGAAGAGCAUCGGAACAGUAAAGUACGCAUACCUCACUCUCCUGUUUACAGUUCUGACUGGAAUCAUCUAUGUCCUCAUUGGUUCAAUGAUUUUUGGACUGCAUAACCUAAAAGAAAUUCAGGGAUUUACUACACUCGUUUUUGCCUGCGUGGGGAUGUCUGUAUUUCUGUCCCCUAUGAAGUACAUUGUCUUUAUAACAACUAUCAAAUUGAUUUACCUCCCAUUCAUUUUACUUGCCAUUGCAAUUUUCAUUCCGGAAGCAUCGAUCAUUGGCAAUGUUUGUGCAUUGGGAGCAGGAGUUGCAUAUGUUUAUGGUCGACGGUUCUUUCCUUAUCUGGAUUUGCAUGAGAUGACUGCUGCAUCUAUGGAAAGGAAUUUUCCUUUUACUUAUCUGAAGGUUAUACCAGGGAUCACAUUUUAUUCAGCCUUGUGGGAGGUGAGAAACGUCGAAAUAACUGACAGGUGCAAUCCUAAACCAGGGUCCUAUCCCACACAAACCUAUUACUUUCCUCCAGCCACUGACUCCCAGUGCAACCAAUAUUCGAAGAUAUAUUGGUCUGGACCUGAGCAGCAACAAAAUCCUAGUUAUGGUCUUGAAUAUGUUCCUAGACUUAAAUAUGAUGCUGGAUAUGGACAGAACUAUAAUCUUGGCUCCACAUCUGGACAUGGACACAACCACAAUGUUGGACACACACCUGCGUAUGGGCACAGCCACGAUCUUGGACACACACCUGGGCAUGGGCACAGUCAUGAUUUUGGAUGCACACCUGGGCAUGGGCACAGCCAUGAUCUUGGAUGCACACCUGGGCAUGGUGACAGUCACGAUCCUGCCCAUAAUCCUGGACAUACACAUACUUGUGAUCAUAAAGGUGAUUACCAAUAUGCUGCCAAGGUACCGUUCAAUUCUCCUGGGCUCCAACAGAGUUAUGAUCCGAGUCCAUCUGUUAGAAAAGACUUUGAAGAUUCCUGUUCUGUGGUCAUGAACUAGGUCCUUAGCUGGCGCCGACCUUUGCAAAAUGUAGAGUUCAUGCCACCAUCAUGGAAUCACCACUCAAUGCCAAAGAUGCCUUUUUUUUUUAAUUUUUAGAUUGCCAAUUGUCAGAUAAUAGAAAUGCAAAAUUUUCCAAGUGCUGGUUCAAGCCAAGGUGAUAGUAGAAAAGUGUGUAUUGUUUCAUGGUAAGUUAUAUCAUUGGCAUCAAAUUCAGUGUGAAAGACUUGAAAGCCUACAACUAUGUAUGUACUAAAUACUGGUGUUAAAAAUUUUGCUUUUUUAUACUUUGCACCUUCUGGUUGUUUUAACAGUCAUUAAUUAUUUUCUGAUUGUACCUGUGCUGUAAUUAUUACUGUUAGCACAGGUGGGAACAUUAUUUUCUGUUUGCAAAGUAUCAUAAAAUGCAUCUUGUCUUAAUAUAGGCACAGUGUGCAUUUCAAUCUGCACUGGCAAUGCCAAUGCACCAACAUUAAUACAGCUAGGGUAACAGAGCAAUUGAGGGUUGUGAAAUGGCUUAAUUUAUACUUGGUAAACAUGCUGAUUAAGAAUUGACAGUUGAUGGGUCAAGAUGUCUGAAGGAUGUACCUCCGGCUAAACUAGUCUUGAGUUUGAGUCUUAGAACUGCUGUAUGUUUGAACCUGAUUUGCACUAUUGGGAAAUGAUUUUGAGAGUUUUGACUGUUAAUCGGGCAGGCUAGCACAUGUACAAUAGCAAGUAAGGUAUGAGUGGAAGAGAAAUGCUGAUCUUCCAAGUACCUCACCAAGUGGGAUCGACAUUGUGGAGAGCCCCAUCUUUACUGUUACUGUUACACCUUCUGUCUAGCCUUAUAUUAGCCAGGCUACUGGCCGAAGGUAAGAAUACAGUGGCAAGGAUUUUCUUCAACAGUGAGGGAGAGAGAAAUGUGAUGACAAGCUAUCUUGGCCUACUAUUCAUUAAAUGAGAAUAAACAGAGUAGGUGAACUUGCCAAGGGAGAGAGAACAUUUGGAAGAACAGAAUUCGAGUGCAAUUUGUUCAAAACAAUAUGCCAAUUGUUUUUACUCUUAUGUGACUACGACUUGAAAUAUGAAUAAUUGUGGUCAUCAUUCCACAUUCUCUUAUACUUUCUUGGUUGCUUAAUUAAGUUGUGCAGAUGUUGAGGGUCAGAAAUGAGCUGAUGUCUGCUUGGUUGGGUAAUCUGAAAUUAAAGCACUGUUCAAAGCUUGUAUUAUCAACUGAAGCUACCUGGAAAUUAGUAGAAACAAAGAUGUUAUUAGAUACCUCAACAUGUUCAGUGGCGCAAGUCUGUGUGGGUGACAAAGAUAAAGUGCUGGAAGAACUGACUGGGUCACAUAAGAUUGUUUUACACUGACCUUUACAAUGAUCACACCUAGCUUUACCACAUUGCCACUUCUCUUUCGGAUUCUCUGUCCCUGAUUUGUCACAUUGCUUAUUUGACAACCAACAGUGGUGCAUGUACACAUAUAUCUCCAACUACAUAUCGGGAAUACUGAAGCCAUUAACUUUUGUCCUGUCAUAGACUCUGUUCUCAACCUGUUGACCUCAUUCCUCUCCCUGGUAACUGCCUGAGGUUUAACCAGACCCUUUGCAACCUUGGUGUCAGAUUUGAUCCCUGGUUGAGCUCAAGACCACCUUUCUCUAUCUCCAUACCUUUGCCAAAGACUCAGUUCACCUGUUGUUGAAACCCUCAUCCGUGCCUUUGUUACAUCCAGAUCUAAUGUUUUCAGACGUCUACUGUCCAAUUCCUAACUCACACCAAAUGCUGGAGAUCACAGCAGGUCAGGCAGAAUCCAUGGAGAGACAGCAAGCUAAUGUUUUGAGUCUGGAUGAAUUUUCAUCAGCUCUGAUAAGUGUUAUCUAGACUCAAAACGCUAGCUUGCUGUCUCUCCAUAGAUGCUGCCUGAUCUGCUGUGAUUCCCAGCAUUAUUUAUUUUUCAGUACAGAUUCCAGCAUCUGCAGUAAUUUGCUCUCUCACACCAAAUUCUGCCCUUCCACAUACUCGCUGACCUAUGUUAACUCCUGAUGCACCAACACCUGGAGUUUAAAAUGUUCAUCUUUAUUUUCUCAUCCGUCAAUGGCCUCACCCCUCCUCAACUCUGUAACUUUCUCCACCCCUAUAACCUUCCAAUUCUGGCCUUUUGCACAUCCCCAAUUUUAAUUAUGUUCCGUUGCUGGUGUGUUUUAGAUACCAAGAUCCUAAGCUGUGAAUUUCCUCCCUUCAAUUUCAUCACCUCUCAACCAAUGCCCUCUGUAAAGAUUUUAAUUGCACAAAAGACCUAUAUAUUUGAAUGCAUUGAAAAUUAUUUUGUUGGAUCUCACACUUGCGGUAUCUGAAUGGGAACAACAUUUGGGAACAUUGCUGUAAACUUUUAAGAUGCUGCUGAAAACAUUUUGACUACUUUUUGGUCAUUUGUUCUAACAUCUUGUAAUAUGUAUCUUCUGUUUUAUAAUACAUACUAAAACAUUUUACGACAUUAAAGAUGGUAUAUAAAGUCAA